Lontra canadensis (Northern American river otter) is the source of this 4700-nucleotide messenger RNA. RefSeq names its product alpha-1,6-mannosylglycoprotein 6-beta-N-acetylglucosaminyltransferase (gene MGAT5). The record is from RefSeq and is a predicted model, not a curated record. Gene Ontology annotation, biological process: protein N-linked glycosylation. Bases 464 to 2689 code for a protein of 741 amino acids. Gene Ontology annotation, molecular function: alpha-1,6-mannosylglycoprotein 6-beta-N-acetylglucosaminyltransferase activity. Gene Ontology annotation, cellular component: Golgi apparatus. NCBI's taxonomy places the organism in Eukaryota, Metazoa, Chordata, Mammalia, Carnivora, Mustelidae. The transcript is spliced from 18 exons.
GAGCGUUGCUACCGCGUCCGGGCUGUGUGUGGACGCGCCGCGCGCGGCCCCGCCAGGGCUGGGAGUUUGCAGACCGUCCCUGCCGCGGCCCGCUCGGCGGCGGCCCUGCGGCUCCCGCGGCAGCCGCGGCGGCCCCGGGCGCGAUCCAGCCCAGGUAGCCGCGCCACAGGCUUGGGGCGCCGCGACUCCGUGCCCCGCCGCGUCGUGGGCCCCGCGGGGACAGUGGCUGGCGGGCGCUCCCUGCUGCUAUUGCUGCUGUUCAACACGGAGGAGUGAUUACUGUUCUAAAGAGGACAUUGGAGAAGGAUCCAUUAGGUCAUGGGAAUGGAAACGAGGAAAGGAAAUCGGCUGACGCAGGAGCCAGAGUGACACCGGCAAGCCCACCCAUCCAGCCUUCACCAUGAACUUGUGUCUUCCUCCUACGUUGUAAGAGCCAAAGGGCAGGUGAAGUUGCUGGAGAGCAAUGGCUCUCUUUACUCCGUGGAAGCUGUCCUCUCAGAAGCUUGGCUUUUUCCUUGUGACUUUUGGCUUUAUCUGGGGUAUGAUGCUCCUGCAUUUUACCAUCCAGCAGCGAACUCAGCCUGAGAGCAGCUCCAUGCUACGCGAGCAGAUCCUAGACCUCAGCAAGAGGUACAUCAAGGCGCUGGCAGAGGAAAACAGGAAUGUGGUGGAUGGGCCGUAUGCCGGCGUCAUGACAGCUUAUGAUCUGAAGAAAACUCUCGCCGUGCUGUUGGAUAAUAUCUUGCAGCGCAUUGGCAAGUUAGAGUCAAAGGUGGACAAUCUUGUAGUCAACGGCACGGGAACAAAUGCGACCAACUCCACCACCGCUGUCCCCAGCUUGGUCGCACUUGAGAAAAUUAAUGUGGCAGAUAUCAUUAAUGGAGCUCAAGAAAAAUGUGUAUUGCCUCCUAUGGAUGGCUACCCCCACUGCGAGGGGAAAAUCAAGUGGAUGAAAGAUAUGUGGCGCUCGGAUCCCUGCUACGCAGAUUAUGGAGUGGAUGGGUCCACCUGCUCUUUUUUUAUUUACCUCAGUGAGGUUGAAAAUUGGUGUCCUCAUUUACCUUGGAGAGCCAAAAAUCCCUAUGAAGAAGCUGAUCAUAAUUCACUGGCGGAAAUUCGUACGGAUUUUAAUAUUCUCUACAGCAUGAUGAAAAAGCAUGAAGAAUUCCGGUGGAUGAGACUCCGGAUCCGGCGAAUGGCUGAUGCGUGGAUCCAAGCUAUCAAGUCCCUGGCAGAAAAGCAGAAUCUUGAAAAGAGAAAGCGGAAGAAAGUCCUCGUUCACCUGGGACUCCUGACUAAGGAAUCUGGAUUUAAGAUAGCAGAGACAGCUUUCAGUGGUGGCCCUCUCGGUGAAUUAGUUCAGUGGAGUGAUUUAAUUACAUCUCUGUACUUACUGGGCCAUGACAUUAGGAUUUCAGCUUCACUGGCUGAGCUCAAGGAGAUAAUGAAGAAGGUUGUAGGAAACCGGUCUGGCUGCCCAACUGUAGGAGACAGGAUCGUUGAGCUCAUUUAUAUUGAUAUCGUAGGACUUGCUCAAUUCAAGAAAACUCUUGGGCCAUCCUGGGUUCACUACCAGUGCAUGCUCCGAGUCCUGGAUUCAUUUGGUACCGAGCCAGAGUUUAACCACGCUAACUAUGCCCAGUCCAAAGGCCACAAGACACCCUGGGGCAAAUGGAAUCUAAAUCCGCAGCAGUUUUAUACCAUGUUCCCUCAUACCCCAGACAACAGCUUUCUGGGAUUCGUGGUCGAGCAGCACCUAAACUCCAGCGACAUCCACCACAUCAACGAAAUCAAAAGGCAGAACCAGUCCCUUGUGUAUGGCAAAGUGGAUAGCUUCUGGAAGAAUAAGAAAAUCUAUCUGGACAUUAUUCACACCUACAUGGAAGUGCACGCGACUGUGUACGGCUCCAGCACAAAGAAUAUUCCCAGUUACGUGAAAAACCAUGGUAUCCUCAGUGGACGAGACCUGCAAUUUCUGCUUCGAGAAACCAAGCUGUUCGUUGGACUCGGAUUCCCUUACGAGGGCCCAGCUCCCCUGGAGGCCAUUGCAAAUGGAUGUGCUUUUCUGAAUCCCAAGUUCAGCCCACCCAAAAGCAGCAAGAACACAGACUUUUUCAUUGGCAAGCCAACUCUCAGAGAGCUGACGUCGCAGCAUCCUUAUGCUGAAGUGUUCAUCGGCCGGCCCCAUGUUUGGACGGUUGACCUCAGCAAUCAGGAGGAAGUGGAGGCUGCCGUGAAAGCAAUUUUAAGUCAGAAGAUUGAGCCAUACAUGCCAUAUGAAUUCACAUGUGAGGGAAUGCUACAGAGAAUCAACGCUUUCAUUGAAAAACAGGACUUCUGCCAUGGGCAGGUGAUGUGGCCGCCCCUGAGCGCCCUGCAGGUGAAGCUUGCUGACCCCGGCCAGUCCUGCAAGCAAGUGUGCCAGGAGAACCAGCUCAUCUGCGAGCCUUCUUUCUUCCAGCACCUCAACAAGGACAAGGACUUGCUCAAGUACGAGGUGAUCUGCCAAAGCUCGGAGCUGACCAAGGACAUCCUGGUGCCCUCCUUCGACCCCAAGAACAGGCACUGUGUGUUUCAAGGUGACCUCCUGCUGUUCAGCUGUGCGGGCGCCCACCCCCGGCACCAGAGGGUCUGCCCCUGCCGGGACUUCAUCAAGGGCCAGGUGGCUCUCUGUAAAGACUGUCUAUAGCGGCCCCUGGCUCGGCCCCGCACUCACUCUGCCGGGGGCAGACAGGGGCUCCAACCCCAACGGGACAGGGCCGGGGGGCAGACAUCAUGUCAUUCAGGGACUCUCCCCAGAGCCUGAACUUUAUGCUGGGAGGUUUCAAUUUGGUAUUGCUCCUUCUGUGGCCCGAGCACCAACAGCGGAAUCCUCGCCGAAACAGAAGGAGCAGACGUCAGGGCAGGAGCCUGGCUUCUCCUUGGCACAACUUCCUUUUUAUUUCUCGAGGAGACUGUCACUGCAGCUGUUCCAAGGCAGAAAGAGAGUCUCAAGAUUCGUUGAAAACAGAACCAGAGGAGGAAUGGAGCUUGUCGGAAAGAACUUUCUAAGGCAACAUUCCUAAACCCGUUAACUUAUUUAUUUGGGAGGGAGGGAGGGGGAACAGGGAGGGCAAAGAGGGACUGAUCAUACGUCUUGUUUCUCUGAUUCCCACUGUUUACUGUCCACCUUCACUGUAUUAUUACUCCCGUCUGCUUCCAAAAGGAAGCAGGAGGGAGACAGGGUGCACUGUGGGGCUGGUGGCUCACUGGAGGGCAGCUGCGGGGACCUAGCUCCUCAAAGUGGAUCGUAGCAGAACAAAAGAAAGUCUUGUGUAUGCUUGACAGAUGGCAGCUAGAGGACAGGCACCUCCUGGGCAUGGGGGGAACAGACCCGUGUUGUCCUGAGAGCCCAGCCAGGGACCAAAGAUGGGGCCGUUUUGCAGUGAAAGCUCCUUUCCUCAACCCUCCCCCUCCUAGCCCCGUCACACGCAUGCACGUGCGCCCACCUUGGCCCCACACCUUUCCUUUAGGAAAGAAAAACAGGAUUGGGGAAUUGAUAUUUGCUGGUUGGUGGUGAAUCCACCCUCUCUCCAGUGCCACUGGAAGGAGGAAAGUAGAAGCAUGGGUCACGCUUGUUUACUCCAAGCGGGUGAUCCGAGCUGGGGUGUGGACAGGCGUGAAGCUGGCCCCUUAGAACCAGUCACGCCACCCCAGCUGUGCUCCAGACAGGUGGGCUUGUGUUCUAUUCCUUCUCGUGUCUCCUGUCACCAGAGUUGCAGGAAGGAGGCUCUCCGUGGCCCUGAUGUUGGCAGGGGGAGCAGGGGCAGGCCGGCUGAAUGUGGUGUGUGGUCCUGGCAAUCGCCUGUGGGUGACAGUGCAUGGGUGUGUGUCUCGCAUGGGGCUGGAGUCUGAUGCUGGUUCUUACUUGAGGCUCGAGUAUUCGGGGGUGGGAGGGGUGGCAUCCUGAGUUGGCAGGUUGGCCCAGUCAGACUCACUGGAUGUCCCCUGCUAACCCCGGAGUUCCCCACUGUCCACCAUGAUGGGAGCUUCCUGCCCCCCCACCGGCCCUGCUUCAGUGCUCUGGCUGGAAGUGCGCAUGUUUCCUGUGAAGCCCCUGGCAUCUCCAGGCUGGUAACGGUGAGCCCUCUUCUCCUCCUCGCAGAACAUCCCAGUCAUGAGCUGUGGUCUGAGCCCCCCAGCCCUCCCUGGUGGCUGAGUGCCUUGGUCACCUAGCACCAUGCUCCGCCCCUGCACCCUCGCUGCCGGCACCCUGGCUGCCAUCCGGGACAGCCAGCCCACCCUCCGCCCCACAGGACAGGCUGGCAGGGCUCACGGUUGGGUGGGCCUUCAGGAAGGGAGCUAGAUCAGGAAUCCUGCCUCUUGCAGACCACGGGGCCUGUGGAGCCUUUAGGUAUGGGAAGUCAGACUGUUCCUGCUUCUCCAUUCUUCCGUGGUGCGUAAAUAGUAUCAAGUGCACAGCCAGCCUUUUUUUUUCCCCUUAGACUCUCGGUUGGUCCGAAUGUCCCCUCUAACACCUGACAGUGAAGGGGGUGAGGAGCAGCAGCUUUCAGGUGGCGCCUGAGCACAUGUGACAGGGAGAGCUCCGAUAGGGAGACCUCUGCCCUGAGCGGUGCUGGGGCCCCUCCGGAACUCACCGAGAGCACCCUCUGCCUGAGCCCAGCAGCAAAGGGCGUGUGAGUUGAGGGAAUCUUGGUGAU